Messenger RNA from Manis javanica (Malayan pangolin), 6960 nucleotides. It is a transcript of the gene ARHGAP20, whose product is annotated as Rho GTPase activating protein 20. Gene Ontology annotation, biological process: regulation of Rho protein signal transduction; signal transduction. NCBI's taxonomy places the organism in Eukaryota, Metazoa, Chordata, Mammalia, Pholidota, Manidae. Gene Ontology annotation, molecular function: GTPase activator activity. The record is from RefSeq and is a predicted model, not a curated record.
UGCGGCGCCCGCGGGGCCCAGCCCCUCACCUGGACGGGGCGCGGCCGCCGAGCGCUCUGGGGGGCGGGGGCCGUGGCGCUCGGCACCGCGCGGCGCUCCGGGAAGGAGUGCGGGUCGCCGGGUCGGACUCGCAGCUCUGCCAGGUUGCCGACGGUCACGGACUGCGGGGACACGGAGAAAAUGAAAACACUAGCAGAAAGGAGAAGGAGUGCUCCAUCUCUUAUCCUGGAUAAAGCCCUACAGAAACAGCCUAGCAUCAAGGAAAGUCCUUCUGCUAGUGUGGACACAUGUGCAUUUCUGUCAUCAUUUGUGUGCUCUAGUAGGACUUUACUAAUUGAUGGCCGGGCAGAACUCAAAAGAGGCCUGCAGAGGCAGGAGCGGCAUCUUUUCCUGUUUAAUGAUUUGUUUGUUGUGGCCAAAAUCAAAUAUAAUAACAACUUUAAGAUAAAAAAUAAAAUAAAAUUAAGUGACAUGUGGACUGCAAGCUGUGUGGAUGAAGUGGAAGAAGGGAACACCAAUGCCAUGAAAUCCUUUGUACUGGGCUGGCCCACAGUGAACUUUGUGGCUACUUUCAGUUCCCCAGAACAAAAGGAAAAAUGGCUCUCUCUCCUUCAGAGAUACAUCAAUCUAGAGAAAGAGAAGGACUACCCGAAGAGCAUUCCCCUCAAAAUCUUCGCCAAGGACAUUGGGAAUUGUGCCUAUUCUAAAACUAUAACAGUAAAAAAUUCAGAUACAGCAAGUGAAGUCAUCAACAUGUCACUACCAAUGCUAGGGAUAACUGACUCUGGGAGAGAUUACCAGUUAUGGGUCAAUUCUGGUAAAGAAGAAGCCCCAUACCCACUUAUUGGGCAUGAAUAUCCCUAUGGAAUUAAAAUGAGCCAUCUUCGAGACACUGUGCUCCUGACACAGGGAUCAAAGGACUCCACAACUCCUUCCAGCCUCCAAGAGCCCUUCCUCAUGGAACAGCUGCCCCAAGAGAUGCAGUGCCAGUUCAUCCUGAAGCCCAGCCACCUGGCUGCAGCCCAGCAACUGAGCGAUUCAAGUCAGAAGACAUUUAAAAGAAGAAGGUCUCUCAUAAGCUGGGCCUUCUGGCGGGGUUCCAGCACUCACCUGGAUGACUUGCCCAUGUCCCCAACAUCUCCUACACCAGGACGGCUCUUUGGAGUUUCUCUCCCAAAUAUUUGUGAGAAUGACAAUCUGCCCAAACCUAUCUUGGAUAUGCUUUUCUUUCUUAAUCAAAAAGGACCCCUCACAAAAGGCAUCUUCAGACAAUCAGCCAAUGUGAAAUCCUGCAGAGAGCUAAAAGAGAAACUGAAUUCUGGAGUUGAAGUACACCUAGAGUGUGAAUCUAUUUUUGUGAUAGCAUCUGUCUUAAAGGAUUUCCUACGAAAUAUUCCAGGAAGUAUUUUUUCAUCAGAUCUCUAUGAUCACUGGGUCUGUGUACUGGAUCAAGGAAAUGAUGAAGAGAAAAUAAAUACAAUUCAAAGGCUAUUAGACCAGCUUCCGAGAGCCAAUGUUGUUCUCCUAAGGUAUCUUUUUGGGGUAUUACACAACAUUGAACAACAGUCCUCUUCCAAUCAGAUGACUGCAUUUAAUUUAGCAGUGUGUAUCGCUCCAAGCAUUCUUUGGCCUUCUACUUCCUCCAGCCCAGAACUAGAAAAUGAAUUUACAAAAAAGGUUUCCAUGCUUAUACAAUUCCUGAUUGAGAAUUGCUGUAGGAUAUUUGGAGAAGAAAUCAUUUCCCUCCUGGGAGAGGUUUCAGUGAGAUGUGAUACCAGAGAGAAUGCCUCAGAUACCUCUGGCUUCCAACUGAACGACUCCUCCUACGACAGCUUGGAAAACGAACUGAAUGAGGAUGUCGAUGCUCCAUGCGGCAACCUGGUAAAGAAGCUUGGUCAGGGUAGCAGAAGCAUGGACUCUGUGUUAACCCUCAGUGACUAUGACCUUGACCAGCCUGAGGUGGAAGGCCUUUUAACCCUGAGCGACUUUGACUUAGACCAUUCUAAAGAUGAAGAUGUUCAAAUGGAAAGGCCUCUCAAAUCCAAGCCAGUGAACAUUGCAGUAGUGUACACAAAGGUCCCACUGCGGGAUCGUGCCAGGGCCCCAUGUGGCAUUAGCACACCCAGUUACCUGUCCACAGCUGCAGCAGAUGCCCCAAAAAGCCUGAGGCGACACCGGCGCUGCUCAGAGCCCAGCAUCGACUAUCUAGAUUCCACGCUUUCCUAUCUCAGGGAGUUUUAUCAGAAAAAACUGCGCAAGUCCAGCUGUGAUGCAAUUCUCUCACAAAAAGAUGAGGACUAUCUGAAGCAGAAUCAGUCCCUCCAGGAAGAGGGUAAGAUGUGUUUUAAAAAGAGCUUAGUCACAGACACUGAUACAAAGAAAAAUGCCAGUAAUAAAAAUGUUAAGAAGAAAAGCUUGUCUGGUAGUGAAGGAAAUCAUGUGAAACUUUUCCCUAAAUCCAAGCCAGUGGCCAUUUCUGUGGCAUCUCAUACUAACAUGUCUUCACAUGAUCAUGCCAGGAACCAGCCCUUUGAUGCAGAUAGGUCUGGGUAUUCCCCUCCACAUACAGCAAAUGCUCCCCAGAGUUCCAGGAGGCACCGGCGCUGCUCAGAGCCCAACACAGAUGACCAGCACUGCAAACUGACCUAUCUCAGGGGGAUUUAUUCAAAGAAACAACAUAAAACGAACUGUGAAGCUGGUCUCUUGCAUGGAGAGGAAGAUUAUCUCAAGCGGCACAAGUCUUUGCAAAUGGAAGGGCAAAAGCUAAUUAAUCAGAGCUUGAUCAUGGGAAUUGAGGUGGGCAAGAGUAGUGCCACAAACCAAAACAUUGAGAAGAUUUUACCCCCAAGAUUAAACAUUUGCCCAAGGACUAGCUAUUCCAGCUUGUCCUCCCCAGGCACUUCCCCAUCUGGCUCAUCAGUAAGCUCCCAAGACAGUGCUUUUUCUCAGAUUUCUGAACACUCUGUGUUUACCCCCACUGAAACUUCCUCUCCAAUAGAUUGCACUUUUCAAACUCAAAGAAAACAGGAAAUGCUUUCUUCUGAUUUCAGCAAUUCCAGCUUCAUCUCUGGAAUGCCUGGUCCCUCAUCAGGGCAGGCCAGCAGCCACCUGACUUAUAGAAAAAAAGACGCCGUGGAGUGGCAUUCACAAACACAUUCUGUAACUCUUCACCCCAGCAUGUGGUUGAGGAAUAGUGUGGCCAGUUUGAAAAACUGGUCCCUCAAAAAGAAGGCAAGGGCAUCCAGACCAGAGGAAAAGAAAACGAGUUCUCUAAAAGGACCCCUGGAGCCACCUCCGUAUGCUUCUGGUGUUCCAGAAACUAACUCACUGAAAGAGAGACAGAAAGACAUGCCUGGAAGGGCAGCUGAAGGGCUUGGAGCUAUGCAAACAGCCCAGUGGUGUAGUUCUUAUCCCAGCCAGGACCCAGAGAGACACUGUAGUUCUCCUUUCAGCCUGGUGGACGACAGACUCAAGCUUUGCAUGAGGUCACAUGAGGAAAGAGAGAAUAGUGGGCAGUGCCCUCCGGGUCCUCUCCUUUGUGAAAGCUCUUCACCCAGCUCUCUGACUGUGGGUGAUGUGUCCAGCCCAGACUCAGGGCCUACCAUGGUCUGUGAUGUUGGAGACAGGUAUUUAACCAAAGACAUUUAACCACAGUAAGAAUCUGAUGUCUACAAGAACAGAAACUGGGCUAAUAAUGAUAUAAACACAGUAAUUAUUAUGACCCCUUUGUAUAAAAUACCUAGGAUGGGUAGCAUAGGAAAAAUCAUUGCUAAUACUUAGGACAACAAAGGAAGUCUCUUCAUUUAAACUAUUAGGCAAAAACUUUAGGCAAAAAGAUUUUAUCACCUAAGAGUUUGGGACGCUUUUCCUUAUGAAAGCAUGGGAUUGGUGGUGUCAGGUGUUUUUAGAGGUAGUAGCAGAGGUCCAGAGAAAGCAUCUGCUAAAGAGGAAACAUGCCUUAUGGAAUAUUGGUGUCCUAAGAAGGCCAGGAGAUCAUGAGUGAAAAACAGGAACUGUGGAGGGAGAGAGGGGAUGGGUCCAGAGAAACCAUCCACAUUCCAUGGAAUGGUUUUAACAGAAAGGCAAGAAAAAUGACUCUAAUCAAGGCAUUAAGAAGGAAAGCAUGUCCAGUAAUAAAGAAAAAUAUGAAACAUUUCCUUGAAUCCAAGCCAGUAGUCAUUUCUGUAGUAGCUUAUAGUCAUAUGCUCUCAGUGGGUCAUUCUAGGAAUCAGUCCAUUGAUGCAGCUAGACUGGAAAAAACUAGAGUGAUUCAAGAGCCGUAAGUACCACAAUAUCAUAAUUUUUUGUUAGUUGUGUUUGGUUAAUUUGUCUUUCCAUUCGUGUUGCACUGCUCUGCAAAGGCUCUGAAACACAGCUGUGAGAAGAAGAAAGGAAAUGGCUUCUCAUUUCAAUGUCUUUUCCAUAGGUGCUGUGCUAGAAAUAUUCUCCAGAAAUACAAAUUCCCUUAUAGAAGGUGACCUGACAGCAUUUGCUGUCUUACUGUGGAGGUAAAGAUUAACAACAGCCCUUUCUCUCUUACACAGAAGCUCUUCCAACAUGUAAUCAAAGCAUGGCAUCUUUUUGUUGAAAUGUUUUCUUCAGCCCUGCAGCCAGGAAAAACUACUGAUAUAUUGUCACUUUCUGACUGUUUGGCAGUUGAGAGAGCAGUUUUGAGGUUGGAAGUUCAUAGAGUCACAGAAUAAAAUACCCACCAAAGUAGCUAUCAGGCCUUUUCAGUCACUGGCUAUGGAUUUUAUUACCUCCAGAAAUUUUUACAUACUUUUAUCCCAAAUGAUUCAUGGUUUAUACCCCACUGGUUUAUCCCAUAUCCCUGGCAUUUCUCCUCUCCUCUUGCCUUACACCAGUGUAUCUCCUGGAUUGUCUCCAUGGAUUAUUAGGCAUAAAGGGAUAGGAUCAGGAAUGGGUCUGCAUCUUUCUUUAUUUCAGGUAGUAAGACGUUACUUACAACCAAUUUGUUCUCCUCAGAUGAACCUUUCUUCCACAAACUAGCUUAUUCCAAUGUUUUUCUUGGCUACCAGGAAACUUUCAGGUCAAAUGUUCUUUCCCUGUUGUCCUAAAGGUUGCAUUUUUUCAGUUAUAGAAAAUAAAAUGUUUUAUGUAAGAUAAAAGAAGUCUUUCAGUAUUAGCUAUAGGUGCUACCUACCUCUAGGGAACAUGGCCCUAUUUGCCCUAGCAUUAUAAUUAACUUCUAGAACUCUGUCCAAAGAGCUCAUUCAUGACACUGGCCAUCUCACUCACAGAUGUAAACUACAUUUCUCCUUAUAACCAACCACUCCUAUAGUUAGACUCCUAAGCAUCCAUAUCUUUUGUGGUAUAAUAUAUAAAGGCAACAGGGAUUCCCCUUACCCUUAGGGCAUACUACUGUCAGAACUGCAAGAUGUGAAUGAAGUUCUUCUGGCAUGGUGUGUCUUUCUGGAAGAAAUUGCUCUACUUAACAAAAUAAUAGUUUUUUCUUUCAUAUUGGCAGAUAGAAAAUCAUCCACCCAGUUUGAAGCAUAGAAGAAAAUAGACGCUAAGGUUCCUUAAUAACUAUUCCUAUUCUGUUCCCUUAGAUACUCCUGUUAUACUUAAUGUGAAUAGUUUUUAAUAUUACUUAAUAAUACUUAAUAUUAAGUAUUGUGUGAUUUGAAGACAGACUACAUGUCAUUUUAUUAUACUCUGUCAAUCUAUAAUAUAUUAGACUGAUGCUUUAUCUAAAAUGCUUUGAGUUUGUAUAAUAUAUGUUGAUGAAUUUUACUACCAUAUGUUAUGUAAUAAAUGUGUAUUUUUGUACUUGCAGAAACUGCUGCUAACUUUUAAAGUUGUUUGGUUUUCAAAGCACUGAUAAUGAAUAUGUAUGAGGUCAAUGAUGUCUAUUAAAUACCAUUCUUCAGAGUUAACAAUCCUACCAGAGCAAUAUUGCCCAUUGUAGAAUUUUUGCUUAACAUUGGAAAUUUCAUUGACUAUAAUGUUGAAUUGGAACUUUGAACUUUUACUCAUAGACCAUGGCCAGUCUUUCUAGAAAAAGGAUUUUUUUAUAUAUAAUCUUACCACUUACUAAGCAAGUCAUGAUUUAGACACAGAAGUGUUCAUUUUCUUAGGCAUUCUGUUUUCACUGUGUACCUAUAAUAAGAUAUAGUCUAUAGUCUCAUAUCAAAAGAAUUAGCAACCCAAUUUAAUUGGUUGUAUGAGAUUUUAUCUAAAUUUGAACCAUUCUAACCAGAGUACACAGUUGGCCCCAGACACAUCUGGACAUUCUAAGAUAUCUGGACCCAGACACUCCAAGAUAGCAGUAUUUAUAAGAUCAUAAAAACAUUUAAUAUUUCUGAUUUCUCAAGACUGCUGCAUCUUUGUCCUCUCAAAGUUCAUUGAGGUUCACUCUGUGUAAGUUUAGCCACCAUUUAUUCCAAAGAGAUUCCAAAAAAUAUACUACCUUAGUCCAGAAGAAAAUGAUUUACUUUAACCAAGCAUUGAAGACCGGAAGUGUCAAAAGUGUCACUGAUUAGAUUUGGGCAAUGUACACAUACACUGGUGUUAAUUUAAUUUCUUCUUAAAUUUUACAGAAAUACAAAAAUAAUUUUGAUUUUAAAAGAACCAAUCUACUAAAAACACUGGAUUCAAGAAAUUAUCUCACAUUGUGUUUUUCUACUUUUCAUGGAAUAAUAAAGUAUCCUUGAACCAAUGGCACAUUUUAUUGAGAAGAAGCUCUCAUAUUACAUAUCUUAAUACAAAGUAUGGUAGUAAAUAUUUAAGUGAUAUUUUCCUGCCUGGUCAUGUUUUCAUGACUUGAAAGGAAGCCUGCAAACUGCUUAUUUCAAUACAAAGAAAAAUCUGAAUAAUAAAGUUGGGUAAAACAUAACUUUCUUUAAUGUCUAUUCUGGUUAUGAGACUAUCUGAUAAACUAAGUAUGCUGCUGAAAAGAAUACUCCUGAGUUCUAUGUUAUCCCAAUAUGGGUCCUA